AUUAAUAUUUGGUAUUCUAUUUCACACGUAUUUCGAACAUCGACCGUUAGAAAAUUCAAAUUGACACAGACCACAGAAUUACUAAUCACUUAUUUUCAAUUUCAAAGCAAAGUAACGAAUUUUUCAUUGAAGUCGUUAAGAAUUUAAGAAAAUGGAUAAAGAGUGAAAUAGAAUUAGUAAUGAAUUAAUUUGUUAAGUGUGUGUUGAUAGUUAUAUAUAUCGCAUUUUUUAUCAUAUAUAUAAUUUAAAAUGAGUUCUUGGGGAGAGAUACUUGUUGAAUGGUGUAAUUGUUUACAAUUGAAUCCCAAAAUAAAAGACAUUAAUGAAUUGAGAGGUAGUGAUUUCUUCAAGAAUAUAUUAUCAAUUUUAAAUAAGUCUGAUGUAUCGGGUACGUUUUUUCACCUAUUGACACUUUUGAAUGAUACCUACAAACAUGCUCAAAUUGACGAAAUCAAUUGUGGGUCAUUUAUGGAACUUCCAGAAGAUAAGCUCAUAAUAAUAAUAUCUUUAUUAAUGCACUAUACUUGUAUAUAUGAUGGAAGAGAUGAUUUCACAUUACCCCUGUGUCAUAAUCUAUCUAAGAAAUCCCAAUUAUCCAUUAAGGAUUUCUUACAGAAUGUAAAUAAGGAUGUGACCUACUCUGAUCUGGAGAAACUUGUUGGAAAAGAUAGAAUAUAUGAGCAUGCUGAAUCUAAGCCAACACAAAGUCCGUUGACUGCUGUUUUCAGAACUCCUAGUUUAAAACGUAAAUUCAACUAUGAAAAAGAUAGAACUGUUACCAAAUUGAAGACUGCUCUUGAACUGGAACAAUAUCAGAAGGCUGAUAUAGAGGAUGAUUUGAAACUGCAGAUUAAAAAAACACAAAAACUUGAAAAAUUGUUGAGUAAAAGUAACGAUGAAAUAAUUGCCUUGAAAUCUGAAAUUUUCAAGUUGAAAUGCCAAACACCACCCCCAUGUUCUAAAAGGCCUGAUUUGGAACAUACUGUGAAGUUGUUGAAAAAACAAUUAGCGAACUUCGAACAUUAUAUUGAAAAUAAUGAAAGAGAACAUGAGCAGUUGAGAGAGGAACAUCACCUAUAUAAAGAAAAGAUCGAAGAGUAUGAAUUGAAAUAUGCAGAGUUACAAAAAAAAUAUUUGGCAUAUGAUGAACAAAUUGAUGAACUCACUGAAAUGUUGAGUCAUAAAUCUUCUGAGGUAAUCCAUUUGGAGACUUACUGCAAAGAACUGAAUGAAAUUUUAGAAGGAUAUCGGCAGCAAAGACCAAUAUCAACUGAAAGCAGUUUUAGUGAAUAUGUUCCAGCAAGUAAAGCCAAUUCUUCUAUUGUGAAUCCAGAAAAUCUUGCCAGCACAGUGAUAGAGAUACAACUAAAAGAAUCCCAAGAACUAAACGCAGAAUUAUUGUCAAAGGUGAAUAUUCUUGAUUCUGAACUUAACAGCACGAAAAAAUAUUUGGACAAAAAGAUAGAAGAGAAUGAAAUAUUAUGUAAAAAAAUUCAUAAUGGGUUUAUAAAACUCAAGGAAUUCAAAAAAGAUGUACAAACAAUGAAAAGCUAUUAUGGAGUUGAAUCACGAAUGCACAAGACAUCCCUUGCGCAAUUGCAACAAGAGGUAAAAAAUGUUUUGUCUCUUCAUGCAGUAUCGAUAGCUAAAUUCGAUAGUGAAAUUCUCAUAGAAAAGGAAAAUAAUAGGUCAUUGUCGAUUCAGUUGACCGAACUUGAAAAAAAUUUAGUUGAAAGUACAGUUGAAAAAAAUUCGUGUAUAAACACCAUUGAAUCUUUGGAACAUCAAAACAAAAUACUUUCUGUCAAGAUAGGGGAACUUCAGUCAGAAUUAUUGGCCUCUGAAAAUGCAAAUAAAAACAAUUGCGCCAAGAUGAUAGAACUUGAGGGAACAAUUGAACAAAACAAAGCAGAUCUGGUGAAAUUUACUGAUGACAAUGAAAAAUUAAAACACCAGCUCAAUAUGCUCCAUUCAACAUUGGAAGAAUAUCGUAUGACAAUAAAAACAUUGGAGGAAACUGUUGGACAAAAUAAAUCGGAGAUCUCCCAACUUCUCUCGGACAAGAAACAACUUGUUUAUGAUAUGGCAACUAGUAAAAACCAGAAUGAUCUCCUAACUACUGAAUUGGAGGAAUAUCAUGCUAAAGUUAUAAUCCUUGAAAGUGAAAUUGAAAAGAACAAAUCAAAAAUAACCAAACUACUUUCUGAAAAGAACGAAUGCAUUCUACUCAUAGAAAAUUUGCAGAGCCAGAACAGCUCGCUUAAUACUCAGUUGGAAGAAUAUUUCAGCAAAGUCAAAUCUUCUGAGGAAGAAAUUGAACAUAAUAAAGAACAAAUUGCUGAGCUUCUUUCUGAAAAAAAUCAAUUUGUUGAUGAAAUUGAAGGUCUUAAAAAACAGAAUGGGGAUCUGAUGACUGAAUACUGUGAUAAGAUCAAAUCUCUUGAAGACCAAACAGAGCAGAGUAAUAAUACUUUGAAGGAGCUUGAUUCGGAAAAAGAAAAAUGUAUCCAUGAAAUUGAAAUAUUGAAAAACCAAAACCAACUCCUGAAUACAAGAUCUGAAGAGAAUAAUUCAAAGAUAAAAACCCUUGAAGCUGCAAUCGAGGAAAACAAAAAACAACUAGCUGACCUUCAUUUGGAAAAAAAUCAUUGCAUUAAUGAAACAGAAUUUUUAAGACAACAAAAUAUCCUCCUUAGUACCAAUUUAGAGGAAACCUCUGUUCAAGCGAAAAACCUUGAAGAAGAAAUUGAAGAAAGUAAAAUGAAGCUGGCAGAGUCUCAGUCUGAAAAUGAAGGUCAUAUCAGAGAAAUUGAAGCUUUAAAACUACAAAAUAAUAUCCUGAAUACCACAUCAGAAGAAUAUUGUUCAAAAGUGAAAACUCUUGAAUCUACUAUUGAACAUUACAAAACUGAGGUUGCUCAACUUACAUCUGACAAGAAUCAUAGCAAUGAUGAAAAUGAGACUUUGAAACACCAAAAGAACCUUCUUCAAAAAGAAACAGAAGAAUAUCUAAUGAAAGUGAAAACCUUUGAGGAUGUUAUUAAACAAAGGGAAAUAGAGCUGGCACAACUGCAUUCCGAAAAAGAUCAUUGUAAUAAUGAAAUAGAAUCUCUAAAGCUCCAAAAUAAUCUCCUAAAUACCAGAUUAGAGGAAAAUUAUAUCAAAGCAGAAAGUCUGAAAGAUACACUUGAACAAACUAAAAAAGAGUUAGCUAAUCUUACUUCUGAAAAAACUCAUUAUAUGAGUGAUGCUGAAGCUAUGAAAAAUGAGAUCAAUCAUUUGAAUAGUAGAAUAGAAAAGCUCACCACAAAUUUGGUGUCAAGUGGUGAAAACAAUGAAGACUAUCAAAAAAGGUUGAAGGUUUUGGAGGAUGUCAAUAAUGAAUAUUCAAGAAGUAUUGAAUCCCUCAAUGCUUCACUUCAGAAAAACCAAUUAGAACAUGAGAAACUGAUGAGUCAAAAUAAUGAUUUGAACAAAAAAUUGGCAAUAACAGAAGGGUUGAUUGAAGAUAGUAAAUUGAAAAUUGAACUCCUUGAGCAUGAAAAAACAAUUAAUCUCAAAGCUACAGAAUUAUUACAAAAAAAUUUGAAGGAAAAGGAUACGGACAUUCAGCAUAAAGAUGAAAUGAUGAAAAAAUAUAAUCAGGCACUUAUAAAUCUAAAAAUUGAAAUGGUAAAUACCAAGAGGAAUUUUGAGGACUUGAAGUUAUGUCUUGCAAAUGAAAAGAAUAUGUUGUACAAAUUGAUUGAUGACCUGAAGAAAGGCAACUUUGAACUAGUAAAAAGUAAUGACAAUCGCAUUAAUGAAAUCGAAGAAAAGUUACUCGAAGAAAAGAAAUACAGUGAAAGUUUGAAGUACAGAAUUCUUGAGUUAGAAGAACAAUUAACCAGUGAAAAAGAAAGAUUUUCUCAAGAAAUAAAGCACUUAACUUCUGAAAGAGAGAAUUCCUGUAAUGAACUGAGGAUUUCUGAGAAGAAAAAAAAUGAAAUUUCAAACAGAACAAUUAUUCUUCAAGAAACUAUCGAUAAUUUGAACUCAGAAAAAUAUAAGUGUCUCCAAGAAAUUGAAAAAAAAGAUGCUAAAAUAGUAGAAUUAGAAAGUCUCCUUUCAGAUUUGAAAGUGCAAUCUGAGAACAAUAUUUCCAACAAUAUUCAUCUUAAAGAACUGAUCAUUAAAUAUGAGGAUUCUGAGAAAAAGUUGGUCAAAUACAUUGAUUUUGAAAAAUAUAUGAAGCAACAAAUUGCUGAUCUCAAGGUUUUCCAUAAGGAAGAGUUCUACAAAUGCAAUAAAUUAAUACUAAAACUAAAGGAAUCUAUAAGUAUUUUUAGCUAUAGGUUGGCAGAAUCUGAAGAACUCAGGAGAAAAAUGCUUCUGGAACAGAAUGAAUGGAAAGAAUCAAAUACAUCUCUGUUAAAAGACUUGGAAAAUGUUAAAGCUGAAGUUAGUAAAAUUAAUAAUGAUUGGGCGGACGAUAAAAAACAGAAAGAAAAAUUAUUGAAUGAUAACCAAACAUUGAAAGAUAAUUUCAUUGGUUUAACUCAAACAAUAAAACUAUUCAAUCAGGAGUUGAAUAAAGUAAUGACAUCUUUGAAGGAACGCAGAAGUAAAUCCGAUUUCAUAUUGAACGACAUCCAUAGGGCUUAUAAAGGAUUGGAUACACAAGAGUUACUCAAAACCCCUGAAAAGAGCCAUAGAACUAAUGAUGUUUCAAUUGAAAUUGAUAAUCUUGGUCAACAAAUAUCAAAACUGAAUGCAUAUAUUGAUAUCUUCUCAGAAAAAGAAACGUUUUAUCUGAAAGAAUUAGAAACUAUGAAAGAAGAAUUAGCAGCAUCUAACCAUAGUCGUUUUGAUGUGGUACAAAAUUUGAAGGAACAAAUUCUGGACAAUGAACAUCAAAUAGCCACACAGACAGAAAAUCUCCAUUCUGUUGUGGAAAAAUAUAAUCAGUUACAAUUUGAAAAACAGGAGUGUUUGAACAAAAUGGAAAAACAGGAGAAAGAAAUCAGUGAAAUUAAGAAAACACACUUGGAUGAAAUAACAUUGAAGAAGCUUCAUAUCACGAAUUUGCAAGAGAAAAUACAUGAUCUAGAAGAUGAAAUUGUCAAUUUAAAGAAAGUGCAUAACACCAAAACUGGAGAAAAUAUAGAGAAACUGAUUACUUUGGAAAAUCAGAAAUCCAAGAAUGACAUAGAGAUAGAAAAAUACAAAACGAAAAUUAUGGCUCUAGAAGCUCAAGUUGCAAUAUUCAGAGAGGAAAUUUCAAAACUUAAAAACAAAACUAGCAAAACUGAGGAAGAGUAUGAAAGUUCCCUUGCCAAUCUACAAGUCCAAGCAGUUAGAAAUAAACUUGAUAUUACAGAAUUGAAGAGGAGGAAUGAGGAAUUGGUUGGUGAGAACGAUAACUUAUCCACCCAAUUAGGUUUGUUGAAUAAAGAGAAAAACCAAGAAAUCCAAGAGAGAAAAACUGCGGAGGAUCGGUUAGCUGAAGAAACCAACAUAAAUAUUCAAUUGAAGAAUGAUAAAUGUGCCCUAGAGGAAAAAUUGGCAACUCUGAAAGAGUUCAGAGACAAAUGUAAAAAAUGUGAUGAUGAGAGAAGCAACAAAAAGUUUCUGGAGGAGAAACAUAUUGAACUGUCACAGAAAAUCGAAGCUCUUAUGCAAAGUAGUGAAAUGCAGAAGGAAAACUAUGAAACAUUCAAAAUAUAUUAUAAAAAAUUCAAAAAUGACUUUGAUAAGCUUCUUUCUCAAAAGAAUAGUUUAGAAAGUUUAACGAAUAAUAUGAGAGUUCAGAUGGUGUUAUUGAACAAAAAUAUCUUGUCUGAUGAAUCCAAAAAACUCAUGGAGAAAAAAGAAGCUAUAGAUAUCAUUUCUGAAGAUAUAAUAAAACAAUACAAUAGAUAUUCCAAGCAAAUAAACGAAAUAGUUCAAGAAUUUGUGGGAUUUUAUGAGAGAAACUGUGACAAUAUUUUUGCAGCUCUGGAACUAAAAAUUGAAGAUUUCUUAGAAAAACACAAUGUUAAUGAACUUAGUGAUCAUAUAUCCGACCUCACUGAGAGAGCUGUGGAUAUUCUAGAACAAAUUAAGGCAUCACAAAGAGAAUUGGAGAAUUUAUAUAAAGAUGAAGAUAGCAAAAUGCAACAAAAAGAGAAUAUACUAACAACUUCUAAAAAAAUUAACAUUGAUAAAAUCAAAGAAGAUGAUUUGAAGAAGAAGAAUGUUGCACUUAAACAAAAAGUAACUUUAUUGGAGAAUACAAAGAAUAACUUGGAAAAAACAGUUAAGAAGCUAAGAGAAGAAAACAAGAAACUCAAAGAGGGCGACAAUAAGCCUGGAACUUUGGAUAAUGAUUUGCAUUAUAAAAUGUUACUUCAAGAAUACAUUUCAUAUAAAGAAGACCAGGAAAAAGUUUUGAAAGAAUAUAAAUCAUGUCUUGAAGAUUUACAGAAGGAAUAUGAAGAGCACAAAGAUAAUUGUAUGAGGUCUUCAACGCCAAUUGGAAACAGAUUCUUUUCCAAUCCUGAAAAAGAGAAAUGUCUUGAGGCAGACUUGGAAAAAUUGCAAGAAGCUUUUUCUAAUGUAAGAAUAAACAAUGAAAAAUUGGAAAACGAAAAUAUUCUUUUAAAACGAAUGAUUGGGGAACACAAACAAGAAAUAGGCAAGUUUACAUCGAUUAAGGAAGCAUAUGAUAAGCUUCUGGAAGAAAAUAACAAGUUGAUGACAGAGGUUGAUACAAUGAAGUAUAAACGGGCAAGAGAUAGAGAUGAGUUCUUGAGAUGGUUGAAAAAGGAAAGGUAUGAGAAUGAAAUGAAAAAUACAAAGCAGAUACAGAACAUUAAAGCAGAAUAUGAAACCAAAUUGGAAAAAAUGAAGGAUAAAAUGAUAAAAUUAUAUAGAGAGGAGUUGAACAAAGAAAUGAGCAAAAUCAAAGGAAGACAACAUGAAAGUGCAUCUUUACUGAAAACUAUCGAACGACUUGAAUGUGACCUUUUCGAAGCCAAACAAAAAAUUCAACUACUCACUGAAAGAGAAAUGCGGAAGAACCAAGAACAGAAUAUUUUCUCUCAGAUGCAUGGUUCCAACUCCCAGGUUCAUGAAUUGGAUACUUUAAGUCUUAAAGAUUUCCCCUUAUCUUGUAUGAACUCGACCGCUAUAGACUCCAGGCCUCGUAAUAGCAUAGCUAAACUGAUGGAAUUCAAACAUCCCAGCAAAGUGAAUCCUUCAAGUUUGGACACUAGAAAACAAUAUGAUGAGCGUCAAGUGAAGACACUUCCUAGAUCAGGCACUAUUGUUGAGGAAGUUAAUAUUCGAAGGAGAACAUCUUUUGGAGUUCCUAAUAGCAUGGGAAACUUACAAAUGGAAGAUGAAGAGGAAAUGUUUAACAAUAAGUAUUUAACAGAUUUGAAGCAAGGUAAAUGUGAUUUACCAUCGUCUGAGGAUAGAGAUUCCAGAGUCUCAGAACUAGCUUGGCGAAAUUCUUUGGUUCCUCCGCAUUUAAAAUCCUCUUAUCCAGCUGAAACACAGUUUUGUAGCCCUGAACGAUUCAGAGAGGAUGACCUUAAGUCUGGAGGCGCAUUCGACGAUAGUUCAUGUAAAUUGCUACCAGCUGAAAAACGAAAAAAAGACUUUGGCACUACAUCUUAUAAGAAACCUGGUCCACCAACUCCUAGCAAAAACGGUGGCCGAUUAUCAUUAACUGGAAGCGAAAUGCAUGUGACCAAAGAUCAACAUUCUGAAUCCAAAAAAAGCACACCAGGACGGAUAAGAUCUCUUUUCACAGGAAGAAGUUCAUCAAGGAGCAGUAUUGAGCCUGGCACUUCACCUAAAAAAAGAUUAAGUAUUUUCCGUAGAUAGUGUAUGGGUGCAGUGAUUCAGACGCCAGUGAUUUUAGUUUUUAAUCUGUAUUUAUGUGUUUGUUUGAUUUAUUUUAUUAUAUGUUAUACACUCCAUAA
This is a messenger RNA of Coccinella septempunctata (seven-spotted ladybird), 7949 nucleotides long. RefSeq names its product interaptin-like. The transcript has 12 exons. The coding region runs from base 250 to 7851 and encodes 2533 amino acids. The record is from RefSeq and is a predicted model, not a curated record. NCBI's taxonomy places the organism in Eukaryota, Metazoa, Arthropoda, Insecta, Coleoptera, Coccinellidae.